Molecule: messenger RNA, 198 nt
Organism: Hyaena hyaena (striped hyena)
Lineage: Eukaryota; Metazoa; Chordata; Mammalia; Carnivora; Hyaenidae
Product: small vasohibin-binding protein-like
Exons: 1
Biological process (GO): protein secretion; negative regulation of protein ubiquitination
Cellular component (GO): apical part of cell
Source: RefSeq, a predicted model, not a curated record
AUGACUCCACCUAUGCAUAAAGAAAAAUCCAAAGUUAAACAACCUGUCAGCAAAGUUGAGAAGGCCAAGAAGAAAUCAGCCCACUAGGAGCUGAGGCAAAGAUGAACAGAGAUCUAUGCCCUCCAGAGAGUCAUAACAGAGAUGGAGCAACAGCAGUUCAAUGAGUUGUGUAAAUUGAUGCAGCCUUCUGGAGAGUGA